This is a messenger RNA of Oldenlandia corymbosa var. corymbosa, 3687 nucleotides long. The record is from the annotation of a GenBank genome assembly. Lineage: Eukaryota; Viridiplantae; Streptophyta; Magnoliopsida; Gentianales; Rubiaceae.
CAUGACGAUAUAAUUGAAUUUGAGCCCAAAAGAAACGGAAAUUUCAACGGUCACUGUGAAGCAGCAGUCUUGUAGCUGAGGAGAAUCAUCAAACUCUCCCAAGACUUUGACCCACCCAAAGAAAAGAAACAAACAUUAACGUUGGAAUAUCAAAAUUAACGUAGGAUCUAAACUUCCGGAAUAACUUUGAACCAACAAAAAAAAAGAAGAGGAAGAAAAAAAACGAAAACAAAAUCAGUUCCAUAGUCCCCUUUGAAUUAGUCACAUUUUGAUCAAUCAAACUUUGAUGUAAUUUUCUUUUCAGUGUUUGAUUCGAUUCUAGAAUAGUAGAAGGGUAUUGGGUUUUUGCCUAAUGUUGGAGCGAACAAAUUAAAUUAAAUUGCUAAGUAACAAAGCGAAUCCUGGAUAAGUUUUGGUUCAUCUUGUUUAUGACAUUCUAGCAUUGGAUUUGGCGGGUUAACCCGUCUGCAAAAGAAGCAAAGAAGAGAUUUUUGAAGAAUUCUUGAAAGGCCAGAUCUUUCUGGCAUUUGGAUCUUCUUCUGCUUGAUUGAAUCCUCCCCAGGGCUUGGUGUUUUCCGGUUACAAUUUUUUGGUAGUAACUGGAAACGCCAACGUCAGAAAAUGGAUCAAUUCAGGCAAAUAGGGGAAGUGUUGGGGAGUUUGAAAGCCCUGAUGGUUCUAAAACAUGACAUUCUGAUCAAUCAGAGACAAUGCUGCCUGCUGUUUGACAUUUAUGUUUCGGCAUUCGAAACAAUCUCGGACGAAAUCAGGCAGAAUUUCAGGCUGGAUGAGAGGAACAUAAAGUGGAAGCCCCUGGAAUUACCAUUGAAAGAGCUUCACAGAGUAUUUAAAGAAGGUGAACUUUACAUCAGAUAUUGCCUGGAUGUUAAGGACUGGUGGGGGAAAGCAAUCAGUCUCCAUAUGAACCGGGAUUGCGUCGAAUUUCACAUCCACAACUUGCUUUCCUGCUUUCCUGUUGUCAUUGAGGCCAUUGAGACUGUAGCAGAAUUCUCUGUGUCUGAGCUUGAAGAUAUGCAGAAGAGGAGAAGUGCGCUGAUGAGGAAAUACGAUUCGGAUUGGGACAACCCGAAAUUCUUUGAAUGGAUGUAUGGUAAGCAAUAUCUGGUGCCACGUGAUACAUGCACGCGAUUGGAUUCGGAUUCAGCCUGGAAAGAAGACAGAUGGUUACUCCUUGACGCAAUAAGAGAAAAAAAGGCAGCAGUUCCGACAACUUUGGCUAAGCAUGAACAUAAACUUGGAGACUUACUGAUGAACAAACUGAAUUCCUGUUUGCAGAAAGAGCAAAACAAGAAGCCGAGGCUCUUACCAAGCUCGGUGUUAGUAGGAUCAUAUGAUUAUCAUGUGAAAAGGCGUUUAGGAUUAGGGGAAGGACACGUAAAAGAAAUCCAAUGGUUGGGGGAAAGUUUUGCUUUGAGGACAUUUUUUGGGGACAUUGAACCGCUAAAUGAAGAGAUUGCAUUAGUCCAGUCACUUUCUCAUCCUAAUAUUCUUCAACAUCUUUGUGGAUUUUAUGACGAGGAAAGGAAGGAAGGAUUUCUUCUCAUGGAGCUAAUGAACAAGGAUCUUAAAACUUGCAUUAGAGAAAAUUCGGGGCAGAGGAAACGGCUUCCUUUUUCUGUUCCUGUUGCAGUUGAUAUUAUGCUUCAGAUUGCUCGAGGCCUGGAAUAUUUGCAUUCCAAAAGUAUUUAUCAUGGAGAACUAAACCCUUCUAAUAUACUCCUAAAGCCUAGAAAUUGCUCCGCCGAGAGCUAUUUUCAUGUGAAACUGACAGGGUUUGGAUUGAUCUCUAUUAAGACAUAUUCGCGAUCCCCACAUUCAGAUGCCGAUCCAGUUAUAUGGUAUGCGCCGGAAGUUUUAGCUGCGCAAGAACAGGUUGGUAAGAAGGGCAAUAUUAAGUACUCUGAAAAGGCUGAUGUCUAUAGUUUUGGGAUGCUUUGUUUUGAACUUCUGACAGGAAAGGUACCAUUUGAAGACAGCCAUCUUCAAGGUGACAAAAUGGUCCGAAAUAUUAGGGCAGGAGGAAGGCCACUUUUCCCAUAUCCAGCACCUAAAUAUCUAGCAAACCUAACCCGAAAAUGUUGGCAUCCUAAUCCAGAUCUUCGUCCUAAAUUUUCAGCCAUAUGUCGCAUCUUGCGCUACAUCAAGAUGAUCCUCAUCAUUAACCCUGAUCAUGGUCAACCCGAAUCGCCACCUCCUCUUGUGGAAUACAUUGACAUAGAGGCAUCUUACACGAAAAAGUUUACCGGGGAAGGGGUGAAUGCUGAUUACGUGGCUCCUGUUUCCCAGAUUCCUUUCCAGUUAUAUGCUUACAGAAUUAUACAAAAAGAGAAAACAAGUGCAAAUGACGAAAACUGGGAGAUGGGAAAUGAAGAAUUACCUCGAAGGCCAGCAUCAAUUAGUGGAGAGGAGAAUUUGGCUACGAUAGAUGAUAUGUUUCUUGUACCAAGUGACCGAAGAUCAGUCUGUUCAGAAAUCAUUGAAAGCAGGAAUUUGCGAGCAUUUGAUCAAAGGACUGUUAUCUCCGAAAUCCCACAAAAACUGUUUUUAUCUGAUCAAAGAUCAACCGGUUCUGAAAGUCCUAGCUUAAAGUCUCUACAUAUUUCAACAGCUGAUCAAAGCUCAAUUCGAUCCAGGACGCCAGAAAGGAAUCUUUCACAGGCACGUUCAGUGGAUCAAAGCUCAAUUCGAUCCAGGACACCAGAAAGGAAAUUGUCUACAUCAACCAGCCAGAAGAUGAAACAUGCUGAAAAUCCAGAGAAGCAAACGCUGUCAAUAGCAGAUCAGAAAGCAACUGAUUCGAAGUCUCAAACUGGUUUAUCUGAUGUGCGCGAGCAAAAUACAGGUAAUAAUAUCCCAGAAGAGGAAGCUAAAUCAACAAUAACGGCAGUUGUCAAUGUGCCAAAUAAUCCUUCUAACAGGGUUUUAAACAAAAAACUUUCAUCCAAGAAAAUUGCGCAUCGAAGAAAACUUUCUGAGAUUCCAGAGAAAGCCGUUUCUGCUUCCUUAGCCAAGAAACCAUCGGCCAACAAGAAGUCCACUCUUCCAAGGAAUUCAGAGAAGAAGACUCUACCCAAGAGGAAACCGAAAGAAAUAGUCAUUCCAAAAGGUCCAGGGCUCUCAAAUGAUGACGUACCAAAGUCUUCAUCUUCACGAAUAUCAAGAUCAUCUUCAACAAACGCAGCUUCGCCUACAGGAUGGCCACUAAGGCUUGCAUCAUCACAGGCCUCAAAAGGAUACAUGUCAUCGCCACAAUCACCUUUGCAUUCAUGCGCUCGAUGCUCAAGGACAGGCAGAGAGAUGACCGCAUUAUCAUCAGCAUCAAUGAGCCCUCGAAGAGCAAAAUUCACUCCUGUAUAAACACUGACAUUGUGUAAUCAUCAUCAGUUUAAGCUCAUCUUUAGAUAGUUUAUUGCUCCAGAUAAGAACUGAUAUGUUGCACAUAUUUGCUUAGAAAAGUGAAUGCUACAACCACAAUGUUCUUCUAGUUGCCCUUUUCUUUUUGCGGUGGAAUACAGCAAUAAUAAACUCAGUUCUCAUUUCACUUAUUGGAUAUCAACUAACAUACAAAUUAGGCUACAGCUGACUAGUUAAUUAGUGGAAUAAAAAAACCAAAAUUUGGGGCUUCCUGCCAUUAAAAUUACAGAUGUAUUAGCCAUUCCAUUGGGG